Oncorhynchus kisutch (coho salmon) is the source of this 14340-nucleotide messenger RNA. RefSeq names its product dynein heavy chain 5, axonemal. The coding region runs from base 112 to 14067 and encodes 4651 amino acids. Gene Ontology annotation, molecular function: dynein light intermediate chain binding; dynein intermediate chain binding; minus-end-directed microtubule motor activity. The transcript has 78 exons. Gene Ontology annotation, biological process: microtubule-based movement. The record is from RefSeq and is a predicted model, not a curated record. NCBI's taxonomy places the organism in Eukaryota, Metazoa, Chordata, Actinopteri, Salmoniformes, Salmonidae. Gene Ontology annotation, cellular component: axonemal dynein complex.
GCCAGCCCGGGACACCAAGGACCAAAAUAUAGGAAUUCCACGUGACAUGGAAAACUUGCAACUGUUUCCAGAAUUCUGAUACUGUAUUUACACUUCAAAGACAUAUUCGUGAUGGUGUGGAAACAACAUGUCUCUCAGCUCGCGUUCUGCGAAGUCCAACUAGAGAACAGGUCCCAACCCGCAGUCCCCGUGGAAUCAAUAAAGGAAAUGCAGCAAAAGCUGAAAGAGGAGCGUGAGGCUAAGAGAGCUCAGCUGGAUGGCAGACAUGACUACGUCCUCAGCAUCGUGGCUUCCUGCCUGGGCCUGGAGAAGGCUGACGUAGAGGAUGCCAUUCUGGAGGGAACUCAGAUUGAACGCAUGGAGCAGUUCUUUGUGGCUGAGGGACUUCCUCAUAUCAUGUUCUACUAUCAGGAUGUGGAGCCAGCUGAAGCAGGUGAGAUGAUUGCAGCAUCAGCAGCUGUCUUGGCCCUCAACCGGAGUAAGAAGGCCAAGGUAUUUGUCACUGAGGGCAAAGAUGUGGCUCUGACUGGUGUCUGUGUGUUCUUCACAAGAGCCAACCUCUCCAAGGCUAUCACCUCUGAGAAUGUGCACAGGGAGGUGAAUUUCAACAUGCUGGACACCACAGAGGUAGGCCUGCUUAAAAGUGUGGAGCAGCUGAUGUCUGAGAUCUUCAUACCCAGCCUGAAGAAGAUGGACCAUGGCUGGGGAGAGCUGGCCAGCCCACAGGCCCAGUCAGUUAAACAGAAUUUCAUCAGCUCACUGGACAGCUUUGUGUCUGUGCUGGCCGGGGCGCAGGAGAGCCUGCAGGAGAAGGUGAAUCUAAAAGUGUGUGACGAAUUUGACCUGAAGACACUGAAAGGCCCGUCUGACUACAUUGCUGUGGCUAACAGCGCAGAGGCAACAGAGAAGAUAGAGGCCUGUAUGAAAGUGUGGAUCAAACAGAUUGAACAGGUGCUGGCUGAGAGUGACCAGCUGAGGAAGGAGGCAGAUGACCUGGGGCCGCGGGCCGAGCUGGACCACUGGAAGAAACGCAUGUCCCGCUUCAACUACCUCCUGGACCAGCUGAAGAGCCCCGAUGUCAAAUCUGUCCUGGGCGUUCUCAUGAUGGCCAAGUCAAAACUCAUCAAGUCCUGGCGAGAGCUGGACACCAGGAUCACUGACUCAGCCAACGAGGCCAAGGACAAUGUGAAGUACCUCUACACUCUGGAGAAGUUCUGUGACCCGCUCUACAACAGUGACCCUGUGUCGAUGGUAGAGGCCAUUCCAGGCCUGAUCAACGCCAUCCGGAUGAUCCACAGGAUUUCCCGCUACUACAACACCUCAGAGAAGAUCACCUCCCUGUUUGUCAAGGUUACCAACCAGAUGAUUACAGCAUGUAAGACUUACAUCACCAACAACGGGUCUGCGUCCAUAUGGGACCAGCCUCAGGGUGUUGUAGCUGAGAAACUGAAAGCUGCUAUCCACCUAAACCAGGAGUACCAGAAGUGCUUCCACAAGACCAAGAAGAAGCUGGAGCAGAGUCCCUCCGAGAGGCAGUUUGAUUUCAGUGAGAUGUACAUCUUUGGGAAGUUUGAGACGUUCCAACGACGCCUCUAUAAGAUCCUCAACAUGUUCAGCACCAUCACUACCUACUCAGCCCUACAGGACUCCAAGAUAGAAGGCCUGGAAACUAUGGCAACCACGUUUCAGAGCAUUGUAUUGAGCAUAAAGAAAAAGCAAUACAGUUUCCUUGAUCAGAGAAGAACAGACUUUGAUCAGGACUAUGAUGAGUUUUGUAAAAAUACCGCUGCCUUGCAUAAUCAGCUAAAGACCUUCAUGGAUAACACAUUCGAUAACAUUCAAAACACAGAGAGGGCUUUGAAUGUACUGAAGAAAUGUGAAAGACUGGGCAUCCCAGACCUGGGCAUCGAUGAGAAGUACCAGCAGAUCCUUCAGAACUAUGGGAGAGACAUAGAGAUGGUGUCCCGUAACUACACCAAGCAGAAGAUGGAUCCCCCCAUUGGCCGGGACCUGCCCCCGGUAGCCGGUAAGAUCCUGUGGGCCCGCCAGCUGUACCGGAGGAUCCAGGAACCCAUGGAUCUGUUUCAGGAAUCCCCUGGGGUGCUGGCUACGCCCGAGGCCAAACGCAUCAUCAGGAACUACAACAGGGUGGCCAGGGUGCUGCUAGAGUUUGAGAUGCUCUACCACAGUGGAUGGAUGAAGCAGAUCGAGGAGGUCAGACUGGGCCUCCAGGCCUCUUUGCUGGUCAAAUGUCCCGAUACGGGGGACCUGUUUGUCAACUUUGACCCUCAGAUCCUGACUCAGAUUAGGGAGACAGACUGCAUGACCAGGAUGAGGCUGGAGAUUCCUCCCUUUGCAGCCAUCUUACAGCAGAAACAAGAUGCCCUCAAGAAGAACUACAACAAGCUGCAGCUGGUUCUGACGGAGAACGCCAGGGUCCGGGCUAAGAUCCAGAGUGCCUUUGGGCAACUGGUGAUGCCUCAUGUUGCUAAGGUAGACGAAGCUAUUCUGCCAGGCCUGACCUCCCUCAACUGGACCUCACUGAACAUCGAGAAAUACCUCAGCCGCAUCAACAGUGCUCUCACGGACCUGGAGCUGCUAAUGGACAGAGUGAAUGACCUGGUGGAGUUCAGGAUAGACGCUGUGCUGCAGGAGAUGAGUGGAGCCACACUGUGGGUUCUGCCCCUGGAGGAACCUUUCAGCUGUGAAGAGUUCAUUCAGACCACCAGGGAGCUGUGUAUACAGGGAGCUCAGAGUCUCCAUGCCAAGAGUUCCCUGGUGGAGGAGGCAACCAACGAACUCAUCAACAUGCUGCUGGAGUUUGAGCUGAACAAGGAGGGGGACGAGGAACUGCAAGAGGAGAGCAGGACUGAUAUGGACCUAGUGGAGAGUGAAGGGGAGGAGGGUAAGUCAGAGGGUCGCAUCAACCUGCUGUCUCGUAACACCACGGCAGCGAGCAUCACAGGCCCCCCGUCUCCCCUGGUGAAGAGGAAGAAGAAGAAAGACCUACUGGAGGUGAUGGAGGAGGAGGCUGAAGAGCUUCUGUCCCACUUCAACCACCGUAACGUGGACGCCCUGCUGAGGCUCACACGCAACACCCUGGAGACCCUCCGCAAACGCCUCCACGCCUCCUCACUACUGCACUUCCUGACAGAGAGUGAUUCCCCCAGCCGUCUGAAGGGCAGUGGUCAGCAGCCUAUCUUCAGGACCAGUGUGACCCUGUCCAUCCCCAACAUCGCCAUGGUCCCAGCCCUGGAUGAGGUCCAGCAGGCUCUGAACCGGGCUGUGGAGAGUGUGGUCAGUGUUAGCAAAGGAGUCGGCCAGUGGAGCAAGGAGAGGAUCUCCAAGAGGAAGAUGAGUGAGAGAGGCAUGGCUGCUCUGAGACAGGACAAGAGUGACAGUGAGUCAGAGGACGGAGAGACCACCUACAGGAGCCUGGCUGAUGGCAGUACCUCAGACAUCUCCGCCUCUGUGACCCAGGCCAUACCCUACCAGGCCAGGAACUACUACAAGAGUGUGUCUGAGAACAAGGAGAUCAUCAAGCUGGUGUCUGUGCUCAGCACCUCCAUCAACUCUACCAAGAAGGAUGUGGUGAAUGCUCUGGACCGCUUCAGUCGUUACCACCACAUCUGGAGGAAGGAGCGAGAGGACACCAUCCAGAAGUUCAGCCAGGGCAGCCCUCUGCUGUCUGAGUUUGAGUCCCAGAUCCUCUACUACAAAGACCUGGAGCUGGAGAUCAACGCUGAGCCUGAGUACAUCACUGUGGGAGCUCUGGCCCUCUAUACAGCUGACCUGAAGAUGGCCCUGACUGCGGAGACUAAGAGCUGGAUGGUGGACUAUGGCCUGCACUGUAACAGGAAGUACCGGACAGAUAUGGAGAACAUCUUCACGUUAGUGGAUGAGGCGGCAAAGAAACUGAACCGACCAAUCAAAGACUUGGAUGACAUCCGCAUCGCCAUGGCAUCGCUGAAGGAGAUCAGAGAGCAGCAGAUCUCCAUUGACUUCCAUGUGGGACCCAUAGAGGAGUCCUAUGCCAUGCUCCAUAAGUACGGCCUGGUAGUGGCGAAGGAGGAGGCAGAGAAGGUGGACACACUGCGCUACACCUGGGAGAAGCUGCUAGCCCGCAGCACAGAGGUCCAGAAUGAGCUGGUGUCCCUGCAGCCCAACUUCAGAGGAGAGCUCAUAGACAAUGUGCAGACGUUUGUGGAGGACUGUGGACACUUCUAUCAGGACUAUGACAAGGACGGUCCCAUGGUUGUCGGACUGGCUCCCCAAGACGCUAGUGACAGUCUCAUCAUGUUUCAGAAUCGCUUUGACAAUCUGUUCCGUAAGUACAUCACCUACACUGGUGGAGAGGAGCUGUUUGGCCUGCCUGUGACCCAACACCCUCAGCUGCUGGAGAUCAGGAGACAGCUCACCCUCCUCCAGAAGCUCUAUGGACUCUACAACAGUGUCAUCGACACCGUCAACGGCUACUAUGACAUCCUCUGGGCCGACAUCCACAUAGACAGGAUCAAUGACGAACUUCUUGACUUCCAGACGCGUUGUCGCAAGCUGCCCCGUGCCCUCAAAGAGUGGAAGGCAUUCCUUGACCUGAAGAAAAGUAUAGAUGAGUUCAACGAGUGUUGCCCCCUACUAGAACUGAUGACCAACAAGGCCAUGAUGACGCGUCACUGGAAGAGAAUCGCCGAGGUGACAGGACACAGCUUCGAGGUGGAGACGGACACUUUCAAGCUGCGCAACAUCAUGGAAGCUCCGCUCCUCAAAUGCAAAGAGGAAAUUGAGGAUAUUUGCAUCAGUGCGGUGAAGGAGAGGGACAUUGAGCAGAAGCUGAAGCAGGUGAUUGCUGAGUGGGACAACAAGACGUUCACCUUCGCCAACUUCAAGACGCGAGGGGAGCUGCUGCUGAGGGGCGACAGCACCGCUGAGAUCAUUACUAACAUGGAGGACAGCCUCAUGGUGCUGGGAUCACUCAUGAGCAACAGGUACAACACGCCAUUCAAGCCCCAGAUCCAGAAAUGGGUUCAGAACCUUUCCAAUACCACUGACAUCAUAGAGAACUGGAUGACUGUCCAGAACCUGUGGAUCUACCUUGAGGCUGUGUUCGUGGGAGGGGACAUAGCCAAACAGCUACCCAAGGAGGCGAAACGCUUCUCCAACAUCGACAAGUCCUGGGUGAAGAUCAUGACGCGGGUCCAUGAGAUGCCCAACGUGGUGCAGUCAUGUGUGGGGGACGAGACCAUGGGACAGCUGUUGCCUCACCUGCUGGAACAACUGGAGAUCUGUCAGAAGUCUCUUACUGGGUACUUGGAGAAGAAGCGUCUGCUGUUCCCUCGGUUCUUCUUUGUGUCUGACCCGGCCCUGCUGGAGAUACUGGGCCAAGCCUCGGACUCCCACACCAUCCAGGCCCAUCUGCUCAACGUCUUUGACAAUAUUAAAUGUGUCCGCUUCCAUGACAAGAUGUACGACCGGAUCCUGGCCAUCUCGUCCAGGGAGGGGGAGACGGUAGAGCUGGAUUGGCCGGUGACUGCUGAGGGGAACGUGGAGGUCUGGCUCAACGCCCUGCUGAAGGAAUCCCAGAGGUCUCUUCACCUGGUCAUCAGACAGUCUGUCCUGGCCAUCCAGGACUCAGGCUUCCAGCUCAUUGAGUUCCUGGACACUUUCCCUGCUCAGGUUGGUUUGCUGGGAGUCCAGAUGAUCUGGACCAGAAACUCAGAGGAGGCCCUGACCAACGCCCGCUACGACCGUAAGAUCAUGCCCAAGACCAACCAGUUCUUCCUGGAGCUCCUCAACACCCUGAUAGACAUGACCACUAAAGACCUGGCCUCAAUGGAGCGGGCCAAGUAUGAGACACUCAUAACCAUCCAUGUUCACCAGAGGGACAUCUUUGAUGACCUGUGUCGGCUGCAUAUCAAAAGCCCUACAGACUUUGAGUGGCUGAAGCAGUGUCGUUUCUACUUCAAUGAGGACUCUGACAAGAUGAUCAUCAACAUGACUGACGUAGGCUUCAUCUAUCAGAAUGAGUUCCUGGGCUGCACUGACAGACUGGUCAUCACCCCUCUCACUGACAGGUGUUACAUCACACUGGCCCAGGCUCUGGGGAUGAGUAUGGGAGGAGCCCCGGCCGGACCUGCAGGGACGGGGAAGACUGAGACCACUAAAGACAUGGGCCGCUGCCUGGGGAAGUACGUGGUGGUCUUCAACUGCUCCGACCAGAUGGAUUUCAGAGGACUGGGGAGGAUCUUUAAAGGUCUAGCCCAGUCGGGCUCUUGGGGCUGUUUUGAUGAGUUCAACCGUAUUGACCUAUCAGUGCUCUCCGUGGCGGCCCAGCAGAUCGCCAUCGUGCUUACCUGCAAGAAGGAGCGCCGCAAGAACUUCAUCUUCACCGACGGAGACAACGUGGAAAUGAAUCCCGAAUUCGGCAUCUUCCUGACUAUGAACCCGGGCUACGCAGGUCGUCAGGAGCUUCCAGAGAACCUGAAGAUCAACUUCCGCUCAGUGGCCAUGAUGGUCCCAGACCGUCAGAUCAUCAUCCGGGUCAAGCUGGCCAGCUGUGGCUUCAUAGACAACAUAGAGCUAGCCAGGAAGUUCUUCACUCUCUACAAACUGUGUGAGGAGCAACUCUCCAAGCAGGUGCAUUAUGACUUUGGACUGCGAAACAUUUUGUCAGUUCUGCGAAUACUGGGGGCGGUGAAACGAGCGAACCCCAAUGACACAGAAUCUACCAUCGUCAUGAGGGUUCUCAGAGAUAUGAACCUGUCCAAGCUGAUAGAUGAAGACGAGCCAUUGUUCCUCAGCCUGAUAGAGGACCUCUUCCCUGGGAUCCAGCUGGAUAAAGCAGGCUUCUCAGAGCUGGAGACAGCUAUCGACAAACAGGUGGCGGAGGCAGGUCUGAUCAGCCACCCUCCAUGGAAGCUGAAGGUGAUUCAGCUGUUUGAGACCCAGAGGGUCCGCCAUGGCAUGAUGGCCCUGGGGCCCAGCGGAGCAGGAAAAACCACCUGCAUUCACACCCUGAUGAGAGCCAUGACAGACUGCGGUCAGCCACACAAAGAGAUGCGUAUGAACCCCAAAGCGAUCACCGCCCCUCAGAUGUUUGGCCGUCUAGAUGUAGCUACCAAUGACUGGACUGACGGCAUCUUCUCUACCCUGUGGAGGAAGACCCUGAGAGCCAAGAAAGGGGAGCACAUCUGGAUAGUACUAGAUGGACCAGUAGAUGCUAUCUGGAUAGAGAACCUCAACUCUGUACUGGAUGACAACAGGACUCUGACCCUGGCCAAUGGAGACAGGAUCCCCAUGGCCCCCAACUGCAAGAUCGUGUUUGAGCCCCACAACAUCGACAACGCCUCGCCUGCCACCGUGUCUCGUAACGGAAUGGUGUUCAUGAGCUCUUCUGUGCUCAACUGGAGCCCCAUUCUGGAGGGCUGGCUGAAGAAGCGUUCCCGUCAGGAGGGAGAGGUGCUGAGAGAGCUGUUCUCCUCUUCAUUCCCAGAGCUCUACCGGUUCACUGUUCGCUGUCUGGAGUACAAGAUCGACAUGCUGGAGGCCUUCGUCAUCAUGCAGAGCAUCAACAUGCUGCAGGGCCUCAUUCCCGCCAAGGAACAGUGUGGGGAGGUGUCCAGGCAGCAUGUGGAGCGUCUCUAUGUGUUUGCUCUCAUGUGGAGCAUCGGAGCUUUACUGGAGCUGGAAGACAGGAGGAAGAUGGAGAGCUGGCUCCGUGGCAACGACAACAUCCAUCUGGACCUCCCAGAUAUACCAUCAGAGAGCGAGGACACCAUGUUCGACUACCACGUCACUACAGGCGGUCAGUGGGUCCACUGGAACACACGGGUAGAGGAGUACAUCUACCCAUCAGACAUCACCCCAGAGUACGGAUCCAUCCUGGUCCCCAACGUAGACAAUGUCCGCACUGACUUCCUCAUCCAGACCAUCGCCAAACAGGGCAAGGCUGUGUUGUUGAUCGGAGAGCAAGGCACAGCCAAGACCGUCAUCAUCAAGGGAUACAUGUCAAAGUACGACCCCGAAACUCACAUGGCCAAGAGUCUCAACUUCUCCUCCGCCACAACUUCACUCAUGUUCCAGCGGACUGUGGAAAGCUUUGUGGACAAGCGGGUGGGCACCACCUACGGCCCUCCUGCAGGGAAGAAGAUGUCCGUCUUUGUGGACGACAUCAACAUGCCAGUCAUCAACGAAUGGGGAGAUCAGGUCACCAAUGAGAUAGUCCGCCAGCUGAUGGAACAGAACGGGUUUUUCAAUCUGGAGAAGCCAGGGGAGUUCACCAAUAUAGUGGACAUCCAGUUCCUGGCAGCGAUGAUCCACCCAGGGGGAGGCCGCAACGACAUCCCACAGAGACUGAAGAGGCAGUUCUCCAUCUUCAACUGCACCCUGCCCUCCAACACAUCCAUCGACAAGAUAUUUGGAGUCAUUGGGACAGGGCACUACUGUGCCUGGCGAGGCUUCACAGAAGAGGUGCGUGGAACUGUGGCCAAGCUGGUGCCUCUGACCCGUCGGCUGUGGCAAAUGACCAAGGUCAAGAUGCUGCCCACUCCGGCCAAGUUCCACUACAUCUUCAACCUCAGAGACUUGUCCAGAGUCUGGCAGGGCAUGCUCAACCCAACCGCUGAGUUGGUCAACUCUCUUACUGUGUUGCUUCAGCUGUGGAAGCACGAGUGUAAGCGUGUGAUCGCGGACCGGUUCACCAUGCCAGAAGAUGUAGCCUGGUUCGACAGGGCCCUGGCCAAGCUAGUAGAGGAGGAGCUAGGAGAGGAAGAGAGGGCUGUGGUCGACUUCGGAGUAGACAGCUACUUUGUUGACUUCCUAAGGGAUGCUCCUGAAGCUACAGGUGAGGAGCCAGAGGAUACAGACUUUGAGAUGCCCAAGGUGUAUGAGCCCAUCGAGUCGCUUGAGAGCCUGAUGGACAGGCUCAACAUGUUCCUUGGCCAGUACAACGAGAGCAUCAGAGGAGCUGGCAUGGACAUGGUGUUCUUCAGAGAUGCUAUGAUACACCUUGUCAAGAUCUCCAGGAUCAUCCGCACCCCCAGAGGGAAUGCCCUUCUAGUAGGAGUGGGGGGAUCAGGCAAGCAGAGCCUGACUAAACUGGCUUCCUUCAUCGCCGGAUACAAGACCUUUCAGAUCACACUAACACGUUCGUACAACACUGCUAACCUGAUGGAGGAUCUGAAGGGUCUGUACAGGACAGCAGGCCAGCAGGGAAAAGGCAUCAGCUUCAUCUUCACUGAUAACGAGAUCAAGGACGAGUCUUUCCUGGAGUACAUGAAUAAUGUGUUAUCAUCUGGGGAGGUGUCGAACUUGUUUGCUCGAGACGAAAUUGACGAGAUGUUCAGUGACCUCAUACCAGUCAUGAAAAGAGAGUUUCCUCGGCGACCACCGACCAAUGACAUUCUCCAUGACUACUUUAUGAGCAGGGUCAGACAGAACCUACAUGUGGUUCUCUGCUUCUCUCCUGUUGGGGAAAAGUUCCGGAACAGAGCCCUGAAGUUCCCUGCCCUCAUCUCCGGCUGCACCAUGGACUGGUUCAGCCGCUGGCCCAAAGAUGCUCUGAUCGCAGUGUCAGAGCACUUCCUGUCCACCUAUGACAUCGACUGUUCGACCGUGGUGAAGGGGGAGGUGGUGCAGUGUAUGGGCUCCUUCCAGGACGGCGUGGCAGAGAAGUGUGUGGAUUACUUCCAGAGGUACCGCCGCGCCACGCACGUCACUCCCAAGUCCUACCUCUCCUUCAUCCAGGGAUACAAGACCAUCUAUAAGGAGAAGCACUCCGAGGUGCAGACGCUGGCACACAGAAUGAACACAGGUCUUCAGAAGCUGAAGGAGGCCUCUGUGUCUGUAGCAUUACUCAGCAACGAGCUGGAGGUCAAAGAGAAGGAGCUGCAAAUCGCCAACGAGAAGGCAGACAUGGUGUUGAAGGUGGUGACAGUGAAGGCCCAAGCAGCAGAGAAGGUCAAGGUGGAGGUCCAGAAGGUCAAGGAUAAAGCUCAAGCCAUAGUGGACAGCAUCUCUGCUGACAAGGCCUUCGCUGAGGAGAAGCUGGAGGCUGCCAAGCCAGCCCUGGAGGAGGCUGAGGGUGCACUACAGACCAUCAAGCCGUCAGACAUUGCCACGGUGCGGACCCUGGGUCGGCCUCCCCACCUCAUCAUGAGGAUCAUGGACUGUGUUCUGCUGCUGUUCCAGAGGAGGGUGAACACGGUGAAGAUCGACCCGGAGAAGAACUGCACCAUGCCCUCCUGGCAGGAGUCCCUCAAACUCAUGACUGCUGGGAACUUCCUGGGCAGUCUGCAGCAAUUCCCCAAAGACAGUAUCAAUGAGGAGAUGGUGGAGCUACUGCUGCCCUACUUCGACAUGCCAGACUACACCCUGGAGACGGCCAAGCGCGUGUGUGGAAACGUGGCUGGUCUGGCCUCCUGGACCAAAGCCAUGGCCUCCUUCUUCUCCAUCAACAAGGAGGUGCUCCCGUUAAAGGCUAACCUGGCAGUGCAGCAGAACCGGCUGGCCAUAGCCAACAUAGACCUGCAGGCGGCCCAGGCAGAGCUGAAUGACAAGCAGGCAGAGCUGGAUGUGGUCCAAGCAGAGUAUGAGAAGGCCAUGAUGGAGAAACAGACUCUGUUGGAGGAUGCUGAACGCUGCAGACACAAGAUGCAGACGGCCUCUAGCCUCAUCAGUGGUCUGGCUGGAGAGAAGGAGCGCUGGACAGAGCAGAGCAAAGGGUUUGCCGCCCAGACCAAGCGCCUUGUAGGUGACGUCUUAUUGGCCACAGCCUUUCUGUCCUACUCCGGCCCCUUCAACCAGGAGUUCCGGAACCUUCUCCUGACCGACUGGCAGAGGGAGAUGAAGACCAGACACAUCCAGUUCGGGAACAACCUCAACCUGACCGAGAUGCUGAUCGACGCACCUACGGUCAGCGAGUGGAACCUUCAGGGCCUGCCCAACGAUGACCUAUCCAUCCAGAACGGGAUCAUCAUCACCAAGGCCUCACGCUUCCCUCUCCUCAUAGACCCUCAGACCCAGGGCAAGAUCUGGAUAAAAAAGAAAGAAUCCAGGAAUGAGCUGCAGAUCACCUCCCUGAACCACAAGUACUUCAGGAACCACCUGGAGGACAGCCUGUCUCUAGGGCGCCCCCUACUGAUCGAGGACGUAGGGGAGGAGCUGGACCCUGCACUGGACAACAUACUGGAGAAAAACUUCAUUAAGACGGGCUCCACUUAUAAGGUGAAAGUGGGAGACAAGGAGGUAGAUGUGAUGAGGGGGUUCCGUCUUUAUGUGACCACUAAGCUCCCCAACCCUGCGUACACCCCAGAGAUCAGCGCCCGCACCUCCAUCAUAGACUUCACUGUCACCAUGAGGGGUCUGGAGGACCAGCUGCUGGGACGGGUCAUCCUCACUGAGAAACAGGAGUUGGAGAAGGAGCGCACAGACCUGCUGGAAGAUGUAACAGCCAACAAGAGGAAGAUGAAAGAGCUGGAGGACAACCUGCUGUAUCGUCUGACCUCUACCCAGGGUUCCCUGGUGGACGACGAGAGCCUCAUUAUCGUCCUGGGCAACACCAAGCGCACCGCCGAGGACGUCAUACAGAAACUACAGAUCUCAGCCGAGACCGAGAUCCAGAUCAACACCGCUAGAGAGGAGUACAGACCUGUGGCCACCAGAGGCAGCAUCCUGUACUUCCUCAUCACUGAGAUGUCCAUGGUUAACGUCAUGUACCAAACGUCACUACGACAGUUCUUGGGAAUCUUUGACCUUUCUCUGGCCAGAUCAACCAAAAGUGAAAUUACCAGCAAGCGAAUAGCGAACAUCAUUGAGCACAUGACCUUUGAGGUACACAAGUAUGCAGCCAGGGGUCUGUAUGAGGAGCACAAAUUCCUGUUUACCCUCCUGCUGACGCUGAAGAUCGACAUGCAGAGUAACCGCGUGAAACACGCCGAGUUCCUCACCCUCAUUAAAGGAGGUGCCUCUCUGGAUCUGAAGGCUUGCCCCCAUAAGCCUGCCAAGUGGAUCUUAGACAUGACUUGGCUCAAUCUGGUGGAGCUCAGUAAACUGUGGCAGUUCUCGAAUAUCCUUAAUCAGAUCUGUUGUAAUGAGAAGCAGUGGAAGGCAUGGUUUGAUAAGGAGACCCCUGAGGAGGAGGUGAUCCCUAAUGCCUAUGACCAGAACCUGGACUGUUUCCACCGCCUGCUGCUCAUACGCUCCUGGUGCCCAGACAGGACCAUCGCACAGGCCCGUAAGUACAUCAUGGACUCGAUGGGGGAGAAGUAUGCAGAGGGAGGGAUCCUGAACCUAGAGAAGACGUGGGAGGAGUCAGACUCCCGGACCCCGCUCAUCUGCUUCCUGUCCAUGGGCUCAGACCCCACCGACUCCAUCAUCGUCCUGGGGAAGAGGCUAAAGAUAGAGACGCGCUAUGUCUCCAUGGGCCAGGGACAGGAGGUCCACGCACGCAAGCUGCUCCAGCAGACCAUGGCCAACGGUGGCUGGGCCUUGCUCCAGAACUGCCACCUGGGCCUGGACUUCAUGGAUGAGCUGAUGGAUACUGUGACAGAGACAGAUGCCGUCCAUGAGACCUUCCGCCUGUGGAUUACUACAGAGGUCCAUAAACACUUCCCCAUCACACUGCUGCAGAUGUCCAACAAGUUCACUAAUGAGCCUCCACAGGGACUGAAGGCAGGGCUGAAGAGGACUUAUGGCGGCAUUAACCAGGACCUGCUGGAUGUCAGUAACAUGGUCCAGUGGAGGCCCAUGCUGUAUGGGGUGGCGUUCCUCCACUCUACAGUCCAGGAGAGGCGUAAAUACGGCCCCCUGGGCUGGAACAUUCCCUACGAGUUCAACCAGGCUGACUUCAACGCCACCGUGCAGUUUGUUCAGAACCACCUGGACGACAUGGACAUCAAGAAGGGUGUAUCCUGGAAUACAGUGCGCUACAUGAUCGGAGAGAUCCAGUAUGGCGGUAGGGUGACAGACGACUAUGACAAGCGUCUGCUCAACACCUUCGCCAAGGUCUGGUUCAGUGAAAACAUGUUUGGACCUGACUUCUAUUUCUACAAAGGCUACAGCAUUCCCAAGUGUACCAACGUGGACCAAUAUCUGACAUACAUUCAGGACCUACCGGCUUACGACACACCAGAGGUGUUUGGCCUGCACCCCAAUGCUGACAUAACGUAUCAGAGCAAGCUGGCCAAAGACGUCCUGGACACCAUCCUGUCCAUUCAGCCUAAGGACAGCUCCAGUGGCGGAGGGGAGACCAGGGAGGCCAUUGUGGCCAGGCUGGCUGACGACAUGCUGGAGAAACUACCUUCAGACUACGUACCGUUUGAAGUGAGAGAGAGGCUACAGACGAUGGGUCUGCUCCAGCCCAUGAACAUCUUCCUGCGUCAGGAGAUAGACCGCAUGCAGAGGGUCAUCGUGCUGGUCAGGAACACGCUGACCGACCUCAAACUGGCCAUCGACGGCACCAUCAUCAUGAGUGAGAACCUACGGGACGCGCUGGACUGCAUGUAUGACGCACGCAUCCCCUCACGUUGGAAGAAGGCGUCAUGGGCCUCCAGCACUCUAGGGUUCUGGUUUACUGAGUUGCUGGAUAGGAACCGGCAGUUCCAGGCGUGGAUCUUUGAAGGACGGCCCAACUGUUUCUGGAUGACAGGGUUCUUUAACCCACAGGGCUUCCUGACCGCCAUGAGACAGGAGAUCACUCGUGCAAACAAGGGCUGGGCCCUAGAUCGUAUGGUGCUGUGCAACGAGGUGACCAAGUGGAUGAAGGAUGACAUCACUCAGCCACCCUCUGAGGGGGUGUAUGUGUACGGCCUCUAUCUGGAGGGGGCGGGCUGGGACAGGAGGAACUGCAAACUCAUCGACUCUAAACCCAAAGUGUUGUUUGAGAUGAUGCCUGUAGUCAGGAUGUAUGCUGAAAACAAUGGUGUCAAGGAUGCCCGGUUAUACUCCUGUCCCAUAUAUAAGAAGCCUGUAAGGAUGGACCUGAAUUACAUUGCUGCUGUGGAACUGAGGACUGGUGCACCGCCUGAGUACUGGAUACUACGUGGUGUGGCACUGCUGUGUGAAGUCAAAUAACCCACUUCUAUAUUGUAUAAUAUGCCUAAAUCUUAAAGUGGAGUGUUUCAGUGGUUAAAGGGGCAAUCUGCAGUUCAAACAACAACAAAGUUGCCACCCCAUCAUUGUUUUGUUAAACAGCUGAUGGAUGUGGCUGGAGAAAUGGAACCUUUAAGGAUUAAAUGAGGGAAGUGGCUUCAUUUAGAUUAUAGUGGUAAGCUUCCGUAAUAACAAAGUUGCACCUAUCACUGGGUUGCAGGAAUAAUAGAAAAGUAAAGUCUAUACUCCCAAUUA